Molecule: messenger RNA, 546 nt
Organism: Anthostomella pinea
Lineage: Eukaryota; Fungi; Ascomycota; Sordariomycetes; Xylariales; Xylariaceae
Source: the annotation of a GenBank genome assembly
AUGCCCACCAAUGGCACACAGCCCAUACCGCACCCAAACUCGACAGCCCGCUAUGGCAUCUUCGAUGAGAAGCAAGGCCACGUCCUCAGCGACUUGCCCUCCGAGUGCCGCUUCCAGAACCUAAUAAUUGGGUUCUGGUACUACGCUCUGCCGGCCUCGGGAGGCCACACGGCGUGCCUCGGCGGGCCGCACUACGACUUCCCGGGGUGGUACUGCAGCGAGACCUCAUUCUGGCCUCCGGCGUACAUCGACAGCAUGGUGGCAGCAGUAACAGAACAGACGACCAAGGACGGGCAGUUCGAGGCGAGCGGGAACGGCCACUGGACCGUAAACUUCGACUGGUUCACGACGGCGAUCCCGGACCGCGGGUUCACGGCGCAGGCCUUCGAGGACCUCGUCCGUAAUCACCUGCAGCGCUGCGACGAGGCGCCGUAUAGCUGUUGGAGGCAGCAGACUAAGUACUGGUACAGGGCGGACGGACAGGAGAUGUAUUUGACGUAUGAUAUAGGAGGUUGGCUGGCGGGUGAUUUCUGCCCACCCCUUUAA